Symbiodinium sp. CCMP2456 is the source of this 869-nucleotide messenger RNA. The record is from the annotation of a GenBank genome assembly. Lineage: Eukaryota; Dinophyceae; Suessiales; Symbiodiniaceae.
AUGUGGGCAGAUGCUGUGGAUGCGUAUUUCUCAAAUCUCGUUAUCCCCAUUGGCAUGAAUGUGUUCCUGGCCAUCAUGCUCUUCUGUGUUCUCCUCGCAGCACAUGAGGCCCAUGUGGCGGCGGGUGCAAGGCCGCUGUUCGCAAAUCAUGAGCGAAGCAACCACGUGGCCCUCCAAGUUGUGAUUGUUCUUUCCUGGGUUAUCAUGUUCAUGAACGUGGCUUUGCUGGUUCCUGUGUCUCUGGAUUUUUCACGGGCGAUGGGCCAGUCAGCCACGGCCAGUGGUGUCUUCAUUGGUGGAGGUACGGCAUUUUCAUUGGCAGGCUUGAUGGCAGGCAAACCUCUUACCAGCGAGGUCAACUGGAACCAGCGCCUGGCCAGAGGCAUCUUUCUGGUAUGCAAUUCGCUUUGUUUGGUUACUCUUGUGGGGAUGGCAAUCUUGGUGGAAACUGCUGCACCCUGGAGCCUUAACACGAGGCGCUGGGCUUUUUGGCUGAUCGUCUUGCUCAACGGCAUGGUGGCAUUUCUGAAGGCAGUCUGGCUGCUGUCAUGGACAACAAUGUGGCAAAUAAUCACGCCAGCCAGCCAGAAGACUUUUUGGCAGAUGAUGGCGCAGUGCGGUCGAAAUGGAGGCUUUGUCCUGGGCCCGGUGGCCUUCGCUGGGCUAAGCUUCCUGGUGGAGCAAGGUCGGGAUGUGUCACCUAUCAGCAUGAUGAGCUGGGCCAUUAUAGGGCUGGUGGUGCUGCAAGCUGUGGAACUCGCUUGCGCUUCGCUGUUCUAUCCGACUGUUCUCAACGACACGGCUGAGAAGGGGCCUGAGGUGACCAGUCCUGAAACAGAGGAAGCUGGUCUCAUGCUGCCGCCAGAGCA